GCUUACAUGCCGCUAGCUGGACAAAUUAGGCUCCCAACGUUUUGGCCCGCCACUCGCGUCAGACGAUACGACGACAGCCUAUUGAUACCGCGAAUCGCUGCCUUCACUUCGUCUAGCUGCGCUACAGCGAAAGCCAUCGUCUACACGGUUCCGUUCAGCGGCCAGCUAACGCGUUCAAAAUAUAUUCUUUUGAGGAGGAUUCAGCGUGUGUGGAGUCUCACGACCAAGUAGCCGCGAAAAGAAGCCUGUCUCUACCGUCUCCAGCCGCACGAACCAAAGCCAUGGGUCUCCGACGCGCGCUCAGCCGCUGCUGGGCCCUCGCAUGCCUCGCCAGCGGCUGGCAACGCGUCCCGAGACCAUUCCACCGCGCCACGCCGCUCCGCGCCGCCUUCCACGCCGAGGGCGACUUGAGCGGCGCCUUCCAGCUCUCCGGCGUCUGGAAGCUAGAACGACAGAGCGACGACGCCGUGGAACAAGUGCCGAUCCAGCCCACAAAUCCUUCGUGGUCCGGCGACCGCUGGUCUGACGUUGUAAGAGAACUCGCGCGGAAGCAGCGCCAGCAGGAGCUUUUACAACUGGACGCGGCGGGCGGCUGGCGGAGCCCGCCGGGCGCUUCGGUCGAGCUCCGUGGGAAAUGGAGCAUGGAUGGGAACGCGGAAGUGACAUUGGCGCGCUUCGGGCGGCACGGCAACCACGUCACGGACUGUGUGGAAAUCAACCAGUGCGUCGGGUGCAUCCGACAAUUCUUCACUAAGUCAUUUCUCGGCGAUGACGCGGCCGUCCUGGCUCGGUCGCGCGGUGAGGAACCGGCACCGCCACGCCAUCGAGCAGGCGUCGCGUCGAUGGCGUGGAGGACGAUGCGACGAUUCAGGACGAACGCGCCGUGAACUCUUGAUUUAUGCACAGGUCACGGAGACGUGGACGGGCCAGUACGACUCGUCGGCGAAUAGAGUGGAGGGCGUCGUCCUCGAGGGCGCGUCGGAGCCGGAAUAUGCUGGUAGGUUCUCAUUAACCCCGGCCUUUCCCUCUUUGCAACCGGUCGUCAAGAACAACAUCCUGCGGAAGAACGAGACGCAGUGGCGCGUCGCGGAUGUGGCCGGCGAAUAUACCCUCGAAUUCCAGGGCGACGGCUCGAUCUCGGCCUACGACAUACGAUUGCUGCCGAACCGGACGUGGACCUCGGUCGGGCUGUCGGCGACUCUAGCAGGUUCCUGGAACGUCUUCGACAGUGACGUCAAUCUGGCGUCGGGCAUCGACGGCACGGGGCCUAGAUUAUGGCUCUGGCUGCGGCGCUUCGGCCAAACGUCGUCGUCGGGCGUGCACCUGUCCCAGGACCGGCUGUACCUCGGCCGAAUUACGGGCGCCGCCGGCGACGCCUCGAAAAUCCGACGGGUCAAGGGCCAGGUCGCCGUCGGCUGGUCGACGGAGCCAGCCUUCAUCGGGUCCUUCCGCCUCGUCCCGCGCCACCAGUGACUCCCUCUUUUGUAAGUACGUUCAAAAUACA
Messenger RNA from Pelagomonas calceolata, 1504 nucleotides. The record is from the annotation of a GenBank genome assembly. NCBI's taxonomy places the organism in Eukaryota, Pelagophyceae, Pelagomonadales, Pelagomonadaceae.